GUCAGAGACAAUAUUAUAUAGGUACCUAACCAAAACUGAAUACAGAAUUAUGCAUAAUUUAAUAAUGUUUUUAUAGUUCUGCUUUGCUUGCUUGCUUUUGACGAUUCUCGGUCAUCGGUACUUUUUUUAAUCGUACUAUAACUGACUGGACUAUGUAUCAAUUUGAUAGGUUUCUGUCAUUUGUGUUAUGAGUGAGUGUCGUGAGUUUUGACUCGACUCGUGAGUUAGAAAAUUUCAAAGAAGUUAUUGUUAUCAAAUAUUAUAAAAUCUUCGAAUCUUUUACUUAUGUUAAUAAUAUGACGGCUUAUUUUACUCUGAUAUAAUAAACUCGAAUUUGUGCGUUCUAUGACAAUUGUUUUAGCAUUGGGAUAUUCAAUAUAAAUAAUAAAUAACACAAGUAAAGAUGAAUGUGUUACCUGCUCAACCGAUUGGAAUUCAGAGUACGGCGGGAGCUGUUCCUGUUCGAAAUGAGAAAGGUGAAAUAUCUAUGCAAAAAGUAAAAGUGCAAAGAUACAUAUCAGGUAAAAGACCAGAUUAUGCCCAAGGUGUUUCAUCUUCUGAAGAGUCAGAUGCAGAAGAUUUUAUAGAACAGCAAAGACCAGAAAGAAGACAUCAGAUUGCUCAAAUAAUUACUAGAAAAGAAGAUUUGCACAGUGAUUCAGAUACUGAAAAAGAUGAUCCGCGUCUACGUCGUUUACGAGUCGCGGCCCACUCGCCCCCACGUCGUGCUGAACAUAAGCCUGAAAUCAUUGACGCAGAGCCGGAACCAGAGUCAGAAUCUAGUGAAGAAGAAAUAAGACACAGUUCAGAAAGUGAAGAUGAAUUAGAUGAAGAAGAAAUUGAACGACGUCGCCAAGCUGUUAAAGCUAAACUGGCUGCUAGAGAAGCAGAAAAGGAGGUUCUUGGAAGAGACGAUGAUGAAGAAAUGUUGGAUGGUGACAGAGAAGAAAGUGGUUCCUCAGACACAGAGUACACAGACAGUGAGGAGGAUACAGGUCCGCGAGUGAAACCUGUUUUCGUGAGGGCCUCUGACAGGAUGACAGUGGCCGAAAGGGAACGUAAACAGAAACAGCAGAAAAAAGAAGAGUCAGACGCUAGAAAAGAAAAAGAGGAGAGAAGAAGGGAAGCACUGAAGUUAGUUGAGGAGACGAUUCGCUCAGAACAAAGAAAUACACAGUCAGAAAAUAAGGAAGGUAAUAUUAACGACAUUUGUACGGACGACGAAAACGACGAGCUGGAAUAUGAAGCAUGGAAGUUGCGUGAAAUGAAACGCAUCAAACGGGACAAGGAAGAGAGAGAAGCGAUUGAGAAAGAGCUGUUGGCGGUAGAGCGCAUGCGCAACAUGACUGAAGAAGAAAGGCGCGUCGAACAACGUCUUAAUCCUAAACUUGUAACUAACAAGUCGGUUAAGGGCAAAUACAAGUUUCUACAAAAGUAUUAUCACAGAGGUGCUUUCUAUUUGGAUAAGGAAGAGGAAGUGUUCAAGCAAGAUUUCUCCGGCCCCACAUUGGACGAUCACUUUGAUAAGACAGUUUUACCAAAGGUUAUGCAAGUGAAGAAGUUCGGUAGAUCAGGCCGAACCAAAUACACACAUUUGGUAGAUCAAGACACUACUGAGUUUGAUUCAGCUUGGAGCAAUGAAGGUUCGGCUGCUCGACUUGCCAAUUUCCGUGGAGGCAUGAAGCAAGUCUUCGACAGACCGUCGGCUAAAAGAAAACAUACGGCGUAAUUUAAACUAUAAUUAUAAUGUAAAAUAAAGGUUUUUAUUAUUACA
Molecule: messenger RNA, 1774 nt
Organism: Nymphalis io (European peacock)
Lineage: Eukaryota; Metazoa; Arthropoda; Insecta; Lepidoptera; Nymphalidae
Gene: Mfap1
Product: microfibrillar-associated protein 1
Exons: 9
Coding region: 404-1729 (441 amino acids)
Biological process (GO): mRNA splicing, via spliceosome
Cellular component (GO): U2-type spliceosomal complex
Molecular function (GO): RNA binding
Source: RefSeq, a predicted model, not a curated record